AUGAAAGCUAAAGUCCCAAAAGACUUCAAAGCUCCCGACAUGACCCCGUAUGAUGGUACGUCUGAUCUGAGUCAUCAUCUCAGAAAUUUCAGAAGUCGGAUGUAUCUCACAGAUGCCUCAGAUGCAAUUCGUUGCAAAGCCUUCCCUACCACCUUGAUCAAGACGGCAAUAAAGUGGUUCGACAGCUUGCCGCCAGGGUUGAUAACAAGCUUUGAUGACCUCGCCAAGAAAUUCUUAGCUAGAUUCUCCAUCCAGAAAGACAAAGCCAAGCACGCUCCAAGCCUACUAGGGAUUAAGCAAGGAGAUCAGGAAAACCUUCGCAGUUACAUAAAAAGAUUCAAUAAAGCCUGCCUGGACAUACAAAAUCUUAUAGCAGAGGCAGCCAUCAUCGGUCUCAUCAACGGCCUACGAGAAGGACCCUUUAGACACUCCAUAUCUAAAAAGCAUCCAACAUCUCUCAACGAGGUUCAAGAACGGACGGAAAAAUACAUUAAUAUGGAGGAGAACUCCUGA
Messenger RNA from Arachis duranensis, 513 nucleotides. RefSeq lists its product as uncharacterized. The transcript has a single exon. The record is from RefSeq and is a predicted model, not a curated record. The coding region runs from base 1 to 513 and encodes 170 amino acids. NCBI's taxonomy places the organism in Eukaryota, Viridiplantae, Streptophyta, Magnoliopsida, Fabales, Fabaceae.